Messenger RNA from Dendronephthya gigantea, 2489 nucleotides. RefSeq lists its product as uncharacterized. The record is from RefSeq and is a predicted model, not a curated record. The transcript has a single exon. Gene Ontology annotation, biological process: animal organ development; negative regulation of Ras protein signal transduction; negative regulation of fibroblast growth factor receptor signaling pathway. Gene Ontology annotation, cellular component: cytosol; membrane. The coding region runs from base 1005 to 1868 and encodes 287 amino acids. NCBI's taxonomy places the organism in Eukaryota, Metazoa, Cnidaria, Anthozoa, Malacalcyonacea, Nephtheidae.
UCAGUUCCCUGUGAAAUUCAUAUUAAUAUUCUGAUAUUGCGGUGUGUCUACGAUUGAAAAAGCACGCUUUGUUGCUCGCCAAAUUCAAAGCAAACCUGUAGCAGUGAAUCCUAUAUUACGCAUCAGCGUCAUCGACAAAAAAAGCAGUCCUGUUGAAAAGCGAACACGAGAAACGACGAAAACCGAUCUUUCGACGCCAUUUUCGCGCGAGGCCAUCAACCUCGGACAUAUUCCCUCCGAGUGACAUCUACGGAAUUGGCAAAUUUCAUUGAAUUUUAACAUGCUGCUGACUUAAAUGAGCUGUUGACGAGAUACGAUCUAAACCUUUUUAGCCGCGACUACCGGAAACAUCAUCUCUGCAUACCAACACUUCCUGUGAUAAAGAAAUGCUCUUUUGCUAGCGUUUUAUUCGCUCUUAGCUUACAUCAUUAAAAGAUUCCCACAAGUGGAGUAAAGCAGAACAGCAAACCGAUGCGCAAAGUCGCGAAUGAGGAAAGAAAACUUUGACUUUGUACAAGUGGGCGAACGAAUCUCAUGUUAUACGGUGUUAAUAGGGUGCUGUAUUUAGACCUUUGAAUGGGGGCAUCAUCCUGAACAUUUCACAAGAUUAUAUUUUUUGACCUACUGUGAUUACCUCAAUUUCAACUGUUUGGAAAAUUCGCUUUCGGAAGUCGGUUGGGCAUAAGACCUUUCGGGUGUCAAAGCGCCACUCUUAUGUCGAGGCAGUGUGCGACGUGAAGGUUUGAAUCGUGGCACAAGACAGGCAUUUGUUAUUAAAGGAACCUAGGAAUACAAAGAGCGAACGAGGUUUUACAAACGAUUCGUCGGAAGCUUUGUGUAAACUCAGGAAGGAAAGCGAGAGACGACAAACCCACCAUUAAUACGUUGACAUUUUCUAUAAUCACAGACACAUUUAGCAGUACAUGGGCCGAAGAUAACACGUCAGAUUUCGCGGACAAAUUUACGGUGACUUUUAACGAAAUAUACUCGCUCAAAUAAUAUAUAUGGCCUCAAGGUUCGACGCACAAUCGAAAGGCUGGCGAACGUAUUCAAAACCGAUCGGUUCUCUCAAGUCCUACGGCCCGAAAUUCGGUCGAUAUGGGGAACAAGUGAAAACAUUGACAGAAGAUGACGAAUGUAUAUAUUACCCAACGGUUUAUGGCGAGGGGGAUAAACUGAAGAUUGUUAGCAAUCCGGGUUACGGGGCGUACGGCAAAUCCGAAUAUAAAACAAAAGACGCACAAUUCAAGGCGACCAAAUUUGACGCGUACGAUCCAACAGACGAUGGCAUCUAUGAAGUGCUUAGCGGUAAGGUGGCUCAACCGACAUCGGCUCAACAAUGCCGUUCGCAAUUCGGCAACCGAAAUAAUCAUCACACUGCGGCUGUCCCGAGAAGCGUGCUUCGUGCUUUGAACAACGAUUUCGCGCAUAACACGGCCCGAGACGUGUUGACAUUUGAACCGACCGGCUGUCGGUUUCCAUCGCCCGAUCUAGCGAGUAAUAACAACGAUCUUAAAAAGGCCAAAAUUGUGGGCCAUCAUGACUUUGUUUCGCCACAAUCCGAGCACAGCUUGAACGCGAAGGAGGACAGCGAAGAGCUAUUAGAUUAUUGUACUUGCAUGUGCAUCGUCAAAGGAACCUUUUAUCAUUUCACAAAAGACAGCGAUAGCGAAGGACAUCUCGCUGAUCAACCAUGUUCGUGUGCUGGGCCAUUGAGUCAGUGCCUACCACGCUGGGGUUGCCUCGGAGUUUUUGCUCUAAUUUUCCCGUGUUUAUGGUGUUAUCUACCUCUCAAAGGUUGCAAAAAGCUCACCGAGUUAUCGGAUUGUUCCGAUACUAAACCGCUCGAGAAGAAGCCUAUCAAAUAAGCAAUGUAAUGUCAUCUUAAAUGAAGAUUCCGGCUGUUUGAACUCUAAAUUGGACCAACAUGAAAGGACAUUCUCUUUGUAAAUAACUUGCUCAGCGUAUAGACUCGCUCGACUGCGUCGUUUCAAAAACAAGCUCCGUAAAGGUCGCUUCGUAUAACAAAAGCUAUCUACAAAAGCCUAAAAAUGCCAUAAAAAAGUUUAUUUCAAUGAAAUAAAACGAUAAAUUUCCAAUCGAACUAGAUUGUAAUCGAAAAUAAUGAGACCAGACUAUUUAAGUUUAUGUUAAAACGUUUGAAGUAAGUUAAAGGACUAAUGAAUAUAUAUAUAUAUACAUUCGGGCUUGAAAUAAACGUGUAUUUAACUAGAAAGUGUGUAGUUACGUUCAAUGAGGUAUUAACAAGGCGCGCUAUACUAAAUUAUCACAACGCUAUAGGAAAUUUCUGUGUAUAUAUUUGACACGCGGUUAAUAUUUGUAAAGUAUACAUGCAUGUGUUGUAAAAUAUUUUGACUGCCGUGUACAUAAAUGUUAAAUAGUUUAUAUAGUGUCUGUGAUACUGCUGAUGUAUAUAAAUAAAUACAGUUCCAUUUGAGGAGUAAUACAAUCCUAUUUCAAACUCUGUG